This is a messenger RNA of Tetrapisispora phaffii CBS 4417, 1158 nucleotides long. It is a transcript of the gene TIP41, whose product is annotated as Tip41p. The record is from RefSeq and is a predicted model, not a curated record. Lineage: Eukaryota; Fungi; Ascomycota; Saccharomycetes; Saccharomycetales; Saccharomycetaceae. Gene Ontology annotation, cellular component: cytosol. Gene Ontology annotation, biological process: TOR signaling. Bases 1 to 1158 code for a protein of 385 amino acids. The transcript has a single exon.
AUGGCAAACAAUGAGGAGAAUAGAGAUAUAAGGUCACGACAAGGAAUAAAUACCAUUAUAGUCAAUAGUGCAAGGAACAUGCACAUGAAAACCGUAAAUGCACGUAUCCCACAGAAAUCUACUCCACAACCACUGUCGCAACAACAAAAUCCACAAUGGAACAAUUUCAUGGUUAAUAGAGGUACUCAAAAUACAAGCACAAUACAUCAGAGGUUCAAGAGUCCACUUGCUCCCCGUACGCAAUCAACUAGACAUGUUUGUAAUAAUCCAAAUAAUCCUCCUUGCGCACAUUGCGGUACAACAAUCAUUCCAUCUCCAAAGGCUUUCAUGCCAUUAGAGGAUAACCCAGAGAUUAUUAUCAAUAAUUGGAAAAUAUCGACAAAGAAGAAACCGAUUUUGAAUUCAGUGGAACUAGAGGAUUGGGAAAAUAAUAAACUGAAAGGAUUAGCUUUACCAGAAAUGAUAUUUGGUAAUAAUGCAAUUACAAUACAGAAUAUAGAGAAAGAUUGGACCCUGCAGUUUAAUACAUUGGAUGCUUUGAAAAUGGUGAAAUUAGAAGAUUCAGGAAUUAGAGUUUCGUAUUCAAAUAAAUGGUUGGAUGCAAAGAAAAACAAUGCUACUAAAAAUUCAAAUCAGAAAUCAGACAUCGACGAAUCAUCCUUAAAGAUAGUACACAAUUAUGACUGGACUUAUACAACAGAAUAUAAAGGUACAAUAAAACAGAAUAGUAAAGACUCCGUUGAAUACAAUUUCCAGAGGGAUGAUGAGGUUCAAUUACCAAUUGACAAAUUGUCAAGAUCUGAUAAAAUAUUGUUUUUUGACGAUAUGAUUUUAUUUGAAGAUGAAUUGGCAGAUAACGGUAUUUCCGUUCUAAAUUGUAAAAUACGUGUAAUGGAUGAACGACUACUGUUAUUAUCCAGGUUUUUCUUGAGAGUGGAUGAUGUAUUGAUCAGAGUCAUCGACACAAGAAUAUACGUUGAAUUUGAUGAAAAUAUAAUAAUAAGAGAAUUUAAAAAAUAUGAAGAUCAAUAUAGUUCUGUUCUAUCAAGACACAGAUUAUCCCAUUCAUAUGACCCAAAAGCUGCCUUAAGAGAUAGCAAUUGGGUUGUAGCAAAUUCUCCUCUGGUAACUAGAGAAUGUGAGAUAUUAAAAUUUUAA